UGGGGGGGGGGUGAGGCGAGGGGCUGCUUAAUAGACAGGCAAGGAUCCAGGGCCGCGGCAGGAGGAGGCCUGCUGUGAUUAAUAAUAACCUAUGCCACCUUCGUUCCUAGUCCAUUAAUAAAAGAACCAUGGUGCUAUGGAAAGGAAUUUAUUUUGUACUUGCACUAUUUUUGGGAAGUUUUUUUGGAAGCAUCUUCAUGCUUGGUCCCCUACUGCCACUGAUGUCUAUUUCCCCAGCUUGGUAUCGCUGGCUUACUGAUCGUGUUGUGGCCACUUGGUUUACACUUCCAGUGGCCCUGCUGGAGAUAGUGUUUGGGUCAAAAGUAGUCAUAACAGGUGAUGGAUUCAUCCCCGGAGAAAGAAGUGUCAUAAUCAUGAAUCAUCGAACACGAAUGGAUUGGAUGUUUUUAUGGAGUUGUUUGCUGAGAUAUAGCUACCUCCGACUUGAAAAAAUCUGCCUCAAAUCUACUCUCAAAGUCAUUCCGGGAUUUGGUUGGGCCAUGCAGGUUGCUGCCUUCAUUUUCAUUCAGAGGAAAUGGGAAGAAGACAAACAUCAUUUUGGAAAUAUGCUGGAUUAUUUUUGUGAUAUCCAUGAACCACUACAGCUUCUCAUUUUUCCUGAAGGAACUGAUCUCACAGAUGAAACUAAAGCCCGUAGUGAUACAUUUGCUGAAAAAAAUGGACUUCAGAAGUAUGAAUAUGUCUUGCACCCAAGAACUACAGGCUUCACUUUUAUAGUGGAUCGUUUAAGAGAUGGUAAUAACCUUGAUGCUGUUCAUGACAUAACAGUGGCAUAUCCUCAAAACAUUCCACAAACUGAGAAACAUCUUCUGUGUGGAAAUUUUCCCAAGGAAAUUCAUUUUCACGUCUGCAGAUACUCUGUAGAAUCCCUGCCAACCUCUCGGGAAGACUUGCAACUCUGGUGUCAGAAGCGCUGGGAAGAAAAAGAAAAACGGCUGCGCCAGUUCUAUGAAGGCAAAAAAUACUUUGAUGUGUCAGGGAGAAGCAAAAUCCCACCCUGUAAAUCUGAGCUCAGGGUCUUGGUUGUUAAGUGCAUUUCCCUCUUGUACUGGACAUUUUUCACAUUCUCUGCGAUUGCACUGUUAUACAUGUACAGCUUUGUAAGAUGGUAUUUUGUGAUUGUAGUUGUCAUUUUCACUGUGCAAGAAAAGCUGUUUGGUGGACUUGAAUUGAUAGAACUUGCAUGUCAUCAAUUUUUUAAUAGACGCAGGUUAUCCAACGUAAACAGAUGUUAAAUUUAUCUGGUGUAUGUACUGAUUGGAUGGGUGAUGUUUGUGAGCACUUUUCAGAUGUGCCAUAAAUUUUUCAUAGUGGAAGGAGAUUUUUGCAUGGAAAUUAAUAUUUCUUAAUGCUGUUUUGGUUAAUGCACCAUACUCUUCUUGUAAAGGACAAAAGUUCAUAUUGAAUUUUUAAUUUUUGAAUGUAUCAAUGUUCCUUUUGCAGUUAGCCUCUGCAGCAUCGCUGGAAAAGCAUUUGCUGAUCGAUCAAAGUUUAUAUCCAUUGAAUUGUUUAAAUACAUAGCUCUAAAUUGCUGGGCAAAUUAGGGAACUAAAAGUCAUGGACUGUGAUUCUUACAGUGCCUUGCUAUAAAUAAUGUGUGAGAUUUGAAAGUCCCAGUUUAUUACACGAUUAAUAGUUGACUAACUUCAGUUCUCUACCUUUAUACCUUACACAGAGUUAAAUGACUGAUGCAGUUAUUGUCAUCCAAAUCAACAAAUGUUUUGAUCUACUGAAAGAGAAAACUAAUCCCAGGACCUGAAGUUGGAUGAAUGAAGAUAAGUCUGUUUAAAAAAAACUUGUGCUAUUUUGAAA
Molecule: messenger RNA, 1833 nt
Organism: Pseudonaja textilis
Lineage: Eukaryota; Metazoa; Chordata; Lepidosauria; Squamata; Elapidae
Gene: LCLAT1
Product: lysocardiolipin acyltransferase 1
Biological process (GO): phosphatidylinositol acyl-chain remodeling
Cellular component (GO): endoplasmic reticulum; endomembrane system
Molecular function (GO): acyltransferase activity
Source: RefSeq, a predicted model, not a curated record